GUGUGUGAGUGUGCGCGGGGGCGCGCGCGCGCGAGCCCGGGAGGAGGCUCCCGAGCUAGUGGGUCCUCGCGGCACAGCCCGCUCCCCGGGCCCCUAUGUGAGGGAAACGGGGAGCCAGCGGUGCGCAGGGGAGGGCGAGGCAUGUGCACGGGCCGGGGGGUGCUGCAGCCGCCCGAGGAAGAGGAGGACGGCGGCGGCGAAGAGGAGAGCGGGGGGCUCGCGGUGGCGGGCCCGGGCCGAGGGGAUGCAGCGGACUGUGUGUGUCUGGCUGUAGCUGACGCGAGGCGGCGAGGAGGCGUCGGAGACCCGCGUAAGGGGCGGCCAGGAGGCGGCGGCGGCCGCGAGAAGUAGCAGUGGGACCGGCGGCGGAGACGGCAGCCCUGAAAUGCAUUUUCCUCUCCAGCGGCCAUGUUAACCAGGAAACCUUCGGCCGCCGCUCCCGCCGCCUACCCGACCGGCCGAGGAGGGGACAGCGCUGUUCGCCAGCUUCAGGCUUCCCCGGGGCUCGGUGCAGGGGCCCCUCGGAGCGGAGUGGGGACCGGCCCGCCCUCCCCCAUCGCCCUGCCUCCUCUCCGGGCCAGCAACGCUGCCGCCGCAGCCCACACGAUUGGUGGCAGUAAGCACACAAUGAAUGAUCACCUGCAUGUUAGCAGCCACAGCCACGGACAGAUUCAGGUUCAGCAGCUGUUUGAGGAUAACAGUAACAAGCGGACAGUGCUCACAACACAACCAAAUGGGCUAACAACAAUGGGCAAAACGGGCUUGCCAGUGGUGCCCGAGCGGCAGCUGGAGAGCAUUCACAGACGGCAGGGGAGCUCCACCUCUCUGAAGUCUAUGGAAGGCAUGGGGAAGGUAAAAGCCACGCCCAUGACUCCUGAACAAGCAAUGAAGCAAUACAUGCAAAAAUUAACAGCCUUUGAACACCAUGAGAUUUUUAGCUACCCUGAAAUAUACUUCUUGGGUCCAAAUGCAAAGAAGCGCCAGGGUAUGACAGGUGGACCCAACAAUGGUGGCUAUGAUGAUGACCAGGGAUCAUAUGUGCAGGUGCCCCACGAUCAUGUGGCUUACAGGUACGAGGUCCUCAAGGUCAUUGGAAAGGGGAGCUUUGGUCAAGUGGUCAAGGCCUAUGAUCACAAAGUCCACCAGCAUGUGGCCCUGAAGAUGGUGCGGAAUGAGAAGCGCUUUCACCGACAGGCCGCAGAGGAGAUUCGAAUCCUGGAACACCUGCGGAAACAGGACAAGGAUAAUACCAUGAACGUCAUACACAUGUUGGAGAAUUUUACCUUUCGCAACCACAUCUGCAUGACAUUUGAACUGCUGAGUAUGAACCUCUAUGAGCUCAUCAAGAAGAAUAAAUUCCAGGGCUUUAGCCUGCCUUUGGUCCGCAAAUUUGCUCACUCGAUUCUGCAGUGCUUGGAUGCUUUGCACAAAAACAGAAUAAUUCACUGUGACCUUAAGCCCGAGAAUAUUUUGUUAAAGCAGCAGGGUAGAAGCAGUAUUAAAGUGAUUGAUUUCGGCUCCAGUUGUUAUGAGCAUCAGCGUGUCUACACGUAUAUCCAGUCACGUUUUUACCGGGCUCCAGAAGUGAUACUUGGGGCCAGGUAUGGCAUGCCCAUUGAUAUGUGGAGCCUGGGCUGCAUUUUAGCAGAGCUCCUGACAGGUUACCCCCUCCUGCCUGGGGAGGAUGAAGGGGACCAGCUGGCCUGUAUGAUUGAACUGUUGGGCAUGCCUUCCCAGAAACUGUUGGAUGCAUCCAAACGAGCCAAAAAUUUUGUGAGCUCCAAGGGUUAUCCCCGUUACUGCACUGUCACGACUCUUUCAGAUGGUUCUGUGGUCCUCAAUGGAGGCCGUUCCCGGAGAGGGAAACUGAGGGGCCCACCGGAGAGCCGAGAGUGGGGAAAUGCACUGAAGGGAUGUGAUGAUCCCCUUUUCCUUGACUUCUUAAAACAGUGUUUAGAAUGGGAUCCUGCAGUUCGCAUGACCCCAGGCCAGGCUUUACGGCACCCCUGGCUAAGGAGGCGGUUGCCAAAGCCUCCCACUGGGGAGAAGACUUCAGUGAAAAGGAUAAGCGAGAGCACUGGUGCUAUCACGUCCAUUUCCAAGUUACCUCCACCUUCCAGCUCAGCUUCUAAACUGAGGACUAAUUUGGCACAAAUGACAGAUGCCAAUGGGAAUAUUCAGCAGAGGACAGUGUUGCCAAAACUCGUUAGCUGAGCUCAAGUCCCCUGAUGCUGGUAAUCUGAAAGAUACGACAUAGCUGAGCCUUAUUGGGUUGAAAAGGAGUAGCUCAGACCUGUUUUUAUUUGCUCAAUAACUCGACUCAUUUGUAUCUUUUCAGCACUUAAUUUUAAUGUAAGAAAGUUGUUUGUUUUGUUUUUAUAAAAUACAUGGGGACAAUGCUUUAAGUUUUUAUACUUUCUGAAACUUUUUGUUUUCUACAAGUACGAUGAGCCUUACUGUAUUUAGUGUGGCGGAGUAAUAACAUCAGUGGCAGGCCAUUGAUUACUUCAUGACUGCCACGCAUUUACAGAUUGGUCAAAGACAUUCACUACGUUUUUAUGGUUCAUAUUCUCCCCUUCUCUCUCCACACUCCAGGUUCAUGCACAGGUGUAGCAUGUCCUGCUUCUUUUUUCCAUAAAUAAAUCUGGGUGGUAGUGGUGGUGGGAGGACAAUGGUCAGGAUGAAAAUGAUAUUCUAAGAAAAACUGCACCUUAGAGAUUUUUGUUCCUGAAGUAAUGAUCAAACAAAUACAAAAUAAGAUCCCCAAGUUUUAAAUUGCCCAGUUAGCAUUCUGACAUUUUAAAAGCUGGCAAGGCAGCAUUUUGGUGGCUAAGUGGAAACGGAAAUGUGUGUGUUCCUCCAAAUUUUCUACUCUGAUCGGCAAGCUGUUUUGUCAGGAAGCUUCCUAUUACAAGAUUGGUUAUGCACCUAAUUUUAGAAAUGUAUUCCAUGACUGUUCCUCACUUCUCUGCUCUUCUCUCUGUUCCUCUUUCACCACACAUCUGUUAUCUGCAUUUAGUUUGUCUUCUUUCUUCAGCUGUACAUCCCAGACUGUUAAUUCAGAAAGAGACAUCUCAGCUGUGUGAUUGUGACCACCACUUCAUAUUCCAAUUUUAAAAAGAACAGCAGUCCAGCUACUGAAGGUGGGGAUUUCCAUAGUUCCAAAGAAGAUUUAGCAGGUUGGAGUGAGUUCACACGUUUCAGGUGCCACUGCAAGGUUCCCUUAGCCUGGGAAAGUAUCAACUCUCUCUUUAAAGAAAGAAAGAAAAAAAGCAGGGUUGAAAACCCUCUUGGUGAACAGAAAUCACUGUGGCCAUUCAGUAAGGCCAGCUUUAACAACACAUUUAAAGGAAGAGAAGUUCAACCUCAAGUUAAAUGGUUUGACUUAUUCUUUGCAUCUUUAGAAGAACCACAGAAUUUGCAUUCCUUUAUUUUAUUUUACUUUCUUUUGGAUUGCACUGAUUGUUUUUGUGGGAAUGACACUUUACCUGGGAAAGUAACCGAGAGUUAGGUAAAAGAAUAUUUUCUUCUCUGAAUGAUAAUUAUUUUCACAGUGAAAAUUUCAGUAUUUUAUCACUAAUGUAUGAGCAGUGAUAUAUAUCAAUUUCAAGGCACGUGGAAAAAUUUUUUAGUAUGUGCAAUUUAAUAUAGAAAGAUUUCUGCCUGUUUGGACAAUAGGUUUGGGUAGUAUAAAUUAGGAUAAAUAACCUUUUAUAUGCACAGAUAUUAUUGUAUUGCCUGUAAAUUGAUUUACAAGUACUUAAAGCAUGGUCCCCAGUGAGGCCAAGAAAGUUUCCGGUUAAGUUCUUUUAAUAUGAAUCCUACAGUUUCUUUUACUUUAAGAUAAAAAAAAAAUUGUAGUUUUGAAAAAAACAUUUUACUUAUCUUGAGGCUUUGCUGGUUGAUGGUGGAAAAAUAUGCUCAGGAAAUAUUUCAGAUAUUUGCCAAAAAACUGUAAUAAGAUUAGCUUAUUAAUAAGAUGGUGAUAUUGAUAUUUGCUUUACUAUUUAAAGGUGUCACUGAUAAAUUAAUUUGUACUUAUGUAUUUAGAAAUUAUAGCUUAUUUCCCCUAGUCAAAUUCUUUAGCAUAUUGUACACAUUUAUGUGUAAUCUGUGAAAGUGCAAUAAUAUGUUAGUAAGUUGCAUUUUAAAUAAUGCUCAUGUGACGAAACCCCCAAUCAGUGGUUUAUAGGACUUAAACAUUUGAGUAUUUAUUGAGAUUUUGGCUUAAAGGCUUAAGAAGUAAAAGACUUGGUUUGGUGACUUUGUAAAACCAUGAGUCUCUUAAUGAUGGUUAGCUUCUUGAGGUCAUUAAAAUAAAUAAAAACACAUAAAGGUCAUAUUCCCCUUAUAAUUCUCCUCUUCCAUUUCCACUCUCAUUUUUACAUUUUUGGCUCAAAUACAUGAGACUGAGCCUGCCAUUAUUAAUUUUCCUAUAAAAUGAUUAUACAUAUGAAAAUUUACAUUAAAUAGUAAAAAUAAAAGUUUGUCUUUUCCCCACCACACAAAACUGGUUCUUAAGAUGCCAGCAAUGCAUUUGUGACUAUCUUUAUUCACAAAUGCAACCGGAAACUUUUAAGCCAAACUAUAAUGUGCAGUGCUAUGGGGCUUUUUUUUUUUUUUUCCUCUUACCCAAAUACAGUGAAAGUUUCUAUAUACAUGAGAGCCGCCACGUUUAAGUGUUUAGUGACAGAGCUGCUUUUAAAAAAUUCUAGUUGGAUUGUACUAUCAGAAAACUAAAAUGUUGCAUCUUUGUGAUUUUUCAAAACCUAAAAUAUAAAGGGCUCUGUUAGCUACUAGGAAUCGGCUUGGAAACAGUCCUUGGUCUCACAGGUUACCAUUGUCUAGGGAUGUCUGAGCUGUUGUCAGAUUUAGGAAUAGCACAGUGUUGUCUUGUCUUUGGUUGCAGUCUCAUUUGGCUCCGUUUCUUGCACCACCAGAGUGUUCAUUGCCACUUAAGUGUAUUGCUACAACGGUGGAACAACAGUGAUGCAAGACCGUGUAGAUUAACAGUAGAGGAGAAAUUGUGCCCUUAGUGUUAACAAUGUGCCUUUUGUUCUGAAUGCCAUGUUGUAGGGCAUGCAUUUUUUGGCCUCUUUAACUCUUUGAAUGCUAGGCAGUAAGGAUGGAACCCACCUCUGCAAAGAUACAUCUGUCUUAACUAUCUAGUUACAGGCCUUAAUAGAAACCAUAAGGCAUGAAUCAUCAUUGGGUGUUGAACAAGAUAACCAUUGGCUAGUUACACAGGGAAUCCCUGUGUUUAAGGGGUUAAAGAUGUCCUUUGUUGUAUCUUAACAUCAGACUGAUUUUUUAAAGGAUAUUUUUUUUUUGUUAUGCUAACACUAGACAAAAAUCAACUGUAUUUGUAAAAAUUUACCUCAAACCAUUUAAUUUUAUAGUGUGAUUAAUCCCAGGGCAUUUGGUAUGAACCAAAGUGCAUUCCUUUUAUAUGUGCCUGGCUCUAGUAAGGAUGGCCAGGGAUUUUUACAAUAUGGGUGCAAGGCACUUAAGCCACUUUUAAACUUAAUGGGUGGUUUGGAGUCAUGUUAAAUGACUCCAUCAGAAUGUUAGAAAACACUUUAGGCAUCAGUAGCAUUGGGCCAUAUUGGAAUCUUCAAAUACAAGUGUGAAUUAUUUUAAAGAGAGCAUUCAUUUUUGUAAUUUUUUUCAUCAGAAAUAUUUCUGGUAAGCAGAAGACUUUUUAAAAAUCUGAUUUGGUUGGUAAAGGUUUUAAUAUUGCCCAACAUAAUGCUGUGGUAGCAUUUAAAAAACAAGUAUUUGUGAACUCUUUCUUUCUUAGGGGCUUGUACAUCUCUCUGCUAUGGACAUAUAUAAAAUUAAUUGUAAUCAUACUCAGCUCAACUGCUACAGUUAUGUCUAGGCAGUGGCUUGGGUUUUUAUCGAGCAACAACUUAGACACGUGACUGUAAUAUGCUGCAACUGUGUGUACUGAAAAUAUGUGAAAAUGGUUGAAUGUGGACUGUGUAUAUAUGUAUGUAAAAAUUUCUGUGAGAUGCUGCUGUCGCCACUUAACAUGAAAUAUGUUCUAGUGGAUCUUGAUCCUAGUGGCCAGUUCUAUGAUACUGUAUGUAUUGUACAGCUGAUGACAGGAGUAAGACUGUUUAGUGAAUAUUUGUUAAAUUCUAUUGUUGUGGCCAGAGAUAAUUUCAGAAUAAAAUUUUAAUGUCCUACCUUA
Marmota flaviventris (yellow-bellied marmot) is the source of this 6196-nucleotide messenger RNA. RefSeq names its product dual specificity tyrosine phosphorylation regulated kinase 2 (gene Dyrk2). The record is from RefSeq and is a predicted model, not a curated record. Gene Ontology annotation, biological process: peptidyl-serine phosphorylation; peptidyl-threonine phosphorylation. Lineage: Eukaryota; Metazoa; Chordata; Mammalia; Rodentia; Sciuridae. Gene Ontology annotation, cellular component: nucleus; cytoskeleton; cytoplasm. Gene Ontology annotation, molecular function: ATP binding; protein serine/threonine/tyrosine kinase activity; protein serine/threonine kinase activity.